AUGCCUUCAAAGGAUCAAUAUCCAGUAAGCGCAGGGCGUGUACGAACCCUGACCAACAGAUGGCAGGGCAGCAAUCUCAGUCCAUUACAGACCACUCUUUUGAUGCUAGAUGUCCUUCCAGAUAGGAAUUGCAGGCUGUUUCCUCAGUUGUUACCAGAGGCAGCUCUUGCAGCGGAAAUAAAAAAGUGGGAAGGUAGAUGUGAGCUAAGACCUUUACCGGGCGCCUCGCCCACCACAAUCAUUACUCUCAUGGUAUUUAGCAUUCUUCCCGAUUGGGGACGUGCUCUUUUCCCUCAAAGAAUCAACCCAAAUAUUGUCCAAGAUCGGACAAACUCAAACUUAAGUAGUUUCACCCUGUUCCCUCUUUUACCUGCAGAGAUUCGGCUCAUGAUUUGGGAGUUGUUAAUUCCAAAAACGAGGUAUCAUAGCAUUACUGAUAAUGCAAUGAAACAUAACAAGACGCACUCUCGGAAGAACCCCGCUAUACUGUAUGUGAAUUCUGAAUCCAGGAGUGUGGCUCUCAAACAUCUGAAACUUCUAUUUGGUAGUGCCAACACGAUUGCCCCUGGGGAAUAUAACUACGGUGUCAACAUGAUCGGCUCCGAACAGUUCAAAUAUUUCAACCCGAAGCUCGACAUCAUCCGCUUCGACGGCCACACACGGAACUUCAAAUUUUCCCUGGGUCCCUAUCCCGCGACUGCAGAUCUCAGCGAUCAAGAACCGAUGAGUGAAUGCGACGAUAUAUAUGAUAUCGAGCUUCGCGAAGACGCAUUACGCGAAAGAGGACCGAGUCCCAACUUCCGAAACCUCAAGUCGUUAGUGAUUCGAUAUACUCGAAGCCACUCUACGCCUUUCAUAGCAACUGGUCCUAGAGGUGCUAGGUUCUUUGUACGGAAUAUGCAUCGGAGAUUUGUGAGGGAUAUAAGAAGAGUGCUUCGAUGGUUUAGAACUCGACUUGAGAAAGGUUUGGUUACUAGGAUUCCUAGGGUUUCUAUUGUGCCUACGGCGAAGGACACUCGCUUAAUUGAGUCGACUGUUGAUUACGGUAGGAUGAUUCUCGGCGCAAGUCAGCAAUAA
Sclerotinia trifoliorum is the source of this 1077-nucleotide messenger RNA. Lineage: Eukaryota; Fungi; Ascomycota; Leotiomycetes; Helotiales; Sclerotiniaceae. The record is from the annotation of a GenBank genome assembly.